UUCUUGGCCUUUCGCAGCCUUGCCUUACUUGGCCUUUGCUCCCUUCUCUCUUCUUCACAACACCAACACAACACAAGGAUGGCGGAGACAUGCAGAGCUCUCGACGGCUCUGAAGCGAUAACCUUCGGCCUUACGAAAUGGAGAGCGAUCAUUCUGGUUAUGACCGUGGGUUGCCUACCUAUGGCUACGAUACUCCUGGGUCCGAGGCUGGUUUAUUGGCUUGGAAGGACGGUAGGCUUUUAUUUGAGGAACAAAACCGCGGGUCGGAAAGCGCAGAUCCUGGAAAUGACCGAGAAAGACGAAGCAGAAUGGGAAAAGCAGAAGGAGGGGAGGAGGGACAGUGAUGAGUGGGAGAAUGUGGAUGCGUAUACAGUUGGAAGCGUCGGAAAUGGGGAGAAGGGAGAAAGCGAAUGGGAUGGGAUUGUAGGUUUCCUUCAUCCUUUUUGCAAUGCGGGUGGUGGUGGGGAACGUGUCCUUUGGGCUGCGAUACGAGCUACGCAGAAGAGGUGGCCGAAAGCCAAAUGUGUGGUUUACACUGGUGAUCAUGAUGUGGAUAAAGCUGCUAUAUUGGCGAGAGUGAAGAACCGCUUCAAUAUCGCUCUUCAUCCGCCUACAGUCACUUUCCUCUACCUAACAACUCGACACUGGGUCUUGGCUUCAACAUGGAAUCACUUCACCCUGCUUGGUCAAUCAAUUGGCUCCUUGAUUAUGGCUUGGGAUGCCUUCGGUCUUCUUACCCCAGAUAUUUUCGUCGAUACGAUGGGCUAUGCAUUCUCCCUUGCAUUGAGCAAGCUUCUCUUCCAAGAUGUCCCUACAGGUGCAUAUGUCCACUACCCCACUAUUUCCACGGACAUGCUAUCUUCUCUCGAUCCCGAAUCUGAUGUGGGAUUCCAAGGAGUCAAUGCUGGGAAAGGACAGGGUGCUGCAGGAAUCGGGAAGAAGCUCUACUGGGAAUUGUUUGCCAAAAUGUAUUCUUUCGCAGGAGGAUCUAUCGAUAUAGUGAUGGCAAACUCGACCUGGACCCUGGAACAUAUCACUUCUCUCUGGAGUGAAUGGAGGAGAGAAUUCAGUAAGCCGAGACCAGUUGCUGUAUACCCUCCCGUCGCAGUUGAAGAAUUGGAGAAAGAAGUCGAAGUUUCGGAAGCUAGCGAAAGCAGGAGAGAAAAUGUGUUGCUAUACAUUGCCCAAUUUCGACCAGAGAAGAAUCAUCAGCUCAUUCUGAAUGCAUUUGCGGAAUUCAUGGCCACAAGUACGCCUGCCACCAAAGGCGCGAAACUUGUUUUGGUAGGAUCAGUUCGGGACGAUGGAGACAGUAAGAGGGUAUACGAGCUCCGCCUUCAAGCCAAUGAGCUGAAAAUUAAGGAAAGCGUCGAGUUCCAUCUUGAUGCUUCGUGGCCCGAGAUCUUGGACUGGUUGAGAAAAGCGAGCGUGGGUGUGAAUGGGAUGUGGAACGAGCAUUUCGGUAUCGGAGUUGUCGAGUAUCAAGCAGCUGGUUUGAUCAGCGUUGUCCAUGAUAGUGGUGGACCAAAGAGGGACAUUGUCACCAAAAUCGAUGGUGAACCAACAGGCUUCCAUGCAACAACCUCCGCCGAAUUUGCCCAAGGUUUUGAAUCAGCCCUCUCCCUCCCCGCUGAAGCCAAAUUGGCAAUGCGGAAACGGGCUCGCCAAUCAGCAAAGCGUUUCACAGAAGAGGAGUUCGCCAAAGAUUGGAUUGCACAGAUGGAGAAGUUGGUAGCAUUGCGGAUACAGAGGAAAAGUGUCGAGAAGGGAGGAGGAGGAGGAGGAGGGAAAGAGGGCCAUCUCAAGACUGCUUGAGUACGAUGAUCUUUAUAUCAGUUAUUGACAUAUACCCAUUUAGUUGUAUAGAGUGAUAGAGUGAAUGCUAUUUGACUUAUCCAUGUUGUGUACCGGGCCCUUUUGUGAGUAGGAACUCGGAUUCAUGUGAACGUGGGACAUGAAGUAUUGAUAUGAAGUUUGAAACAGAG
Mollisia scopiformis is the source of this 1985-nucleotide messenger RNA. RefSeq names its product glycosyltransferase family 4 protein. Gene Ontology annotation, biological process: protein N-linked glycosylation. The record is from RefSeq and is a predicted model, not a curated record. NCBI's taxonomy places the organism in Eukaryota, Fungi, Ascomycota, Leotiomycetes, Helotiales, Mollisiaceae. Gene Ontology annotation, molecular function: GDP-Man:Man(3)GlcNAc(2)-PP-Dol alpha-1,2-mannosyltransferase activity. Gene Ontology annotation, cellular component: endoplasmic reticulum membrane. The transcript is spliced from 4 exons. The coding region runs from base 79 to 1815 and encodes 578 amino acids.